AUGUCGGCCGUCAAUAAUGAGAACGAGAACGACACGGAUGCCUACGACGUGUGGGCCACCAGGGCCAGAAGCAAGCAUGAAACAAUUCAUCGAAAAGAUCUUCUAAGAAAGGGAUCAGAAGCAACUAACAUUAAUCUGACCAAAACGUCGCAGCAACGGCAACAUCUUGGAGAUGUUUCUCUGCAAUUUGGUAUAUCCCGCCCUGCUGCUCGUCCCGUCACGCGCCGAAAACCUCUUGAGGAGGUCAGCAGUUUACAUGGUGAUCUUAACUCUCGUAAAGAUAUAAGAUAUGCACCCGCAAGUUCUAGAGAUAUAGAUUGCUCCACUUCAGAGUCAGACGCCGGUCCGGUACUGGCAACGACACAUGAGGUUGCUAAAUCGCAAGAACAAGUACUUCCUAAGAAGAGACAAGCAACUGAAUCAAGCACCAAUCUUGUGGAAAAACUCCACGUUUCAAAUGAAGAUAAUGUCACUAAAUUCAAGAAAUCAAAGCGGGUAGACUAUGAAUGGCAAGAUCUAGACGAGGAAGACCAUGAUGAUCCGUUGAUGGUGAGUGAGUAUGUCAGUGAGAUUUUUCCCUACCUACAUGAGCUUGAACACAAGACCUUGCCAAAUCCCAAUUACUUGUUUGAACAGACGCAACUCAAGCCAAAAAUGCGCUCUAUCUUGGUGGACUGGCUUGUGGAAAUGCACCAAAAGUUUCGUUUAUUGCCCGAGACACUUUUUUUAGCAAUCAACAUAAUGGAUAGGUUCAUGUCGGUGGAGUCUGUUCAAAUUGACAAGUUACAGCUACUAGCAACCGGCUCAUUGUUCAUUGCCGCAAAGUACGAGGAGGUCUUCUCUCCCUCCGUAAAGAAUUACGCUUACUUCACUGAUGAAUCCUAUACAGAGGAUCAAAUUCUUCAGGCCGAAAAGUACAUUCUAACGAUCUUGAACUUCGACCUCAACUAUCCAAACCCCAUGAACUUCCUACGUCGAAUCUCUAAAGCAGACGACUAUGAUGUGCAACUGAGGACACUCGGCAAAUACCUCCUCGAGAUCUCAAUCAUUGAUUAUAAGUUCAUUGGCAUGCUCCCGUCUCUUUGCUCAGCAUCUGCGAUGUACAUAGCGAGACUCAUCCUUGGAAAAGAUCCGGUUUGGAAUGGAAAUCUCAUAUACUACUCCGGUGGCUACCGUGUUGAUGACUUAAGAGAGUGUGUGGAGCUUAUCGUUCAAUACCUCAUAUCGCCGGUCGAGCACGAUGAGUUCUUCAAAAAGUAUGCAACAAGAAAGUUUAUGAAGGCUAGCAUUGUCUGCAGAAGCUGGGCGAAGAAGUUUGUCGCUGAAAAGAGAGACCUCUUUGAUGAGCUGCUUAUCACCGAGAAAAUUGCCAAAUAA
Molecule: messenger RNA, 1377 nt
Organism: Candidozyma auris
Lineage: Eukaryota; Fungi; Ascomycota; Pichiomycetes; Serinales; Metschnikowiaceae
Gene: CLB2
Product: B-type cyclin
Exons: 1
Coding region: 1-1377 (458 amino acids)
Biological process (GO): G2/M transition of mitotic cell cycle; regulation of cyclin-dependent protein serine/threonine kinase activity
Cellular component (GO): nucleus; cytoplasm; centrosome
Molecular function (GO): cyclin-dependent protein serine/threonine kinase regulator activity
Source: RefSeq, a predicted model, not a curated record